Geodia barretti is the source of this 816-nucleotide messenger RNA. The record is from the annotation of a GenBank genome assembly. Lineage: Eukaryota; Metazoa; Porifera; Demospongiae; Tetractinellida; Geodiidae.
AUGCUCAUCGGCAUCGCCAUGGGAUUCGGAGUGGUCCUGGCUGGCGGAGUAAUGGCAAAGGGCGGUGCCCUGGAGUGGGGCGUAUUGGUGGCCUUCGCCCUCUACAUCCAGCGGUUCUUUGAGCCCGUACGACACCUGACGAUGCAGUACAGCAUGCUGCAGCGCGCUAUGGCCGCCGGCGUGCGAAUCUUCCAGGUACUGGACCUCAAACCCGAGGUUGAAGACGAUCCGGACGCUCCUGACCUGCCGGAAGUCCAGGGCGAAAUCCAGUUCGAAGACGUUAGUUUCCAUUAUGUGCCGGGCGUAGACGUCCUGCACGACGUCAACCUGCAUAUCCGUCCGGGAGAGAACGUUGCCAUCGUAGGUUCGACUGGCGCAGGGAAGAGCACACUGGUAACUCUGAUAGCCCGCUUCGCCGACGUUACACAGGGGCGGAUCCUGGUGGACGGCCACAACAUCCGGCACAUCACCCGGAGUUCCCUGGCGGGGCAGAUGAGCAUGGUCCUGCAGGAGCCAUAUCUGUUCUCAGGCACAGUGGCAGAAAACAUCCGCUACAAUGAAGAGGAUGCCUCCUUGCAGGAGGUUAUUGACGCGGCCAGAACAGUUGGUGCUCACGAUUUCAUCAUCAAUCUGGAGAACGGGUACGACACAGUAUUGGCGGAACGGGGAGUGAACCUCAGCGUGGGACAGCGGCAACUUAUCAGUUUCGCCCGCGCCGUUAUUGGAAAUCCCCGAAUUAUUAUUCUCGAUGAAGCUACCGCCAACAUCGAUCACCAACCGAGUUUGCUUGAUACAACGUUCGCGCCGCGUGUGCUG